AUGCGGCUCAAGGACUCGUCCAAGUACUUGUGCUUGAGCAUCCUGCUCUACAGGAUAUCGCUUCUCGCCUUCCUUAUUGCCACCCUCUCGACCUUCUCCGAAGCCUCACCCCGGAUGCUUGUCUCCUCUUCCUCUGAUAUCCGUCAUAUCCCUUCACUCAACGACCACCUUGCCGCCGCCCCACCUCCACCACCAGCCCAUAUCCCUCCACCACCACCGUCCAACUCUGGAGGAGGUGGAGGAAACGCAGGUGAUAACAGACGCAAACCCAUCGUUAUCUCCUCUUCCAAUGGUGCCCACCACCAUAAACAUACUAGCGGUGGGAGUUCUUUGGAGAUCGACUUGUUGAGCAACAGGAACUUCAACAACAACAACAACAAUCGACCACAUCCUACACCUGCCAAAGGAAACCCGGUGCCAAAGUCUCAUCACCAAAAGCGAGCACCUAUCCCGUUCGCCGAAUACCGGUUGACACCCCUGGCUCUCCUGACGACCGUUGAUGGCGAUUUGCAUUGUAUCGAUACCAAGAACGGCGAGGUUGUCUGGACUCGGUCACCCAAGGGCGUUGGUGCGGUGGUGUCGAGUAACGUCACAAAGGUGAUUAAUCGAGACUCGCCCAUGACUGGCGGUGUCGAUACUGGUACGACCUCUGGGCUAGGAACUGAUGCUGGACAUGAAAUCCUUGGAGGCCGCACUGGUAUUAACGACGAGGCAGAUGGUCCCUUGGCCUCCGACAACAGUGGUGCGACCGGCGGUGCGGCUGGUGCAAGUGGUCCAAAGUACAUCAAGGAUGACUGGACGUUUAUUGUUGAACCCUCGGAGAAACCGAGCUUGUAUGUCUAUACAAAGGCUACAGGACUACAGCGUGUAGGGUCGCUGAUGAAUCUUGUGACAAAGGCUCAGAUCCUGUCAGACGGGAUGAGGAUUACUGGAAGCCGCAAGACAAGUCUACUGGAGCUCGACAUCUCUACAGGAGAAGAAGUCAACGCCUUCAUGGCCGAAGGUGGGUGCACGGCCCCAGAAGGAAUCAAAGGAUCAGAGCGCACCGUCGUGCUUGAGCAAGCAGAAUACACGCUAUUGAUUCUGGAUCCCCUUUCUGGCAUGAAGUGGGAAAUCUCAUACAGAGAGCUCAACCCAACAUCCAACGAACGUACGGAUCUGGAACGGAAGGAUCUAAGGAUUGUCAUUGGAAGCAACAAGGAGGGUGUUGUCGCGUUGCUGAACCAAGCUGCUGGAGUGGUUCUCUGGAGGACGGCACUCAAAUCGCCAACAACGGCUGUCUUUGACGUCUACAUGAGCACUCGGACCAAAGAAAUCUCUCUUGCUCGCCAACCCACGGAACUUGGACAGCGCUCGUUCGACGCUAAUAUCGGCAUCUACGAGGACCAACUCUACGUCCUCUCUCACAACAACUACCCCCUUCUGCAGAAGGAUGACUUGAGCUCGGGACCUUUACCUCGUCUGACAAUUGGAGGUUCUGGCGAAGACGGCGAUGAAUACGAGUCAGGAGACGAUACCACUGAUGAUCAGUGUAAACCCGGGACGUCACAGUACCAACGGUGCCUAGUUGGCAAAUACACGAUUGUGCGGCAACUGCCACCGGGUGGACAGCCUACACUGGAUGCACCAAUACUCAAUGGCCCGACGGAUGACUUGUUUCCAAAGGAGCGCAAGAUCUCGACAAUGACGACGGUGGUCGGCUGGGCUGUUAUCUUGAUCGGCAUCUUCACCGUGAUUGUGUAUGCCAAGGGUACUCAGUACUUGACCAAGCCGGUCGACACGUUUUUGGAGGAGCACAGUGUCCCGUUCAGGGUCGAUACCCUCGCCAGGGCCGUGACGAAUGGUGUGGUGGCGAUGAAUUCAGCAGCCCAUGCUGCUGGGUCUGCGUUGGGCAUCACUUCUGGACAUGGGGCUGGCGGAGGGGCCUCUCAGGAAGUCCUGCCUGAGUACAACGACAAAUCGACUUUUAACAUGACCCAGACUUCGAUGGAGCGACUUGCGGAUGGACUUGUGAUCCAGGACCGGGCGCUGGACGAGAAGCCAGACAAGAGUGGCAAGAAGGGACCUCGCAACAACAAAGCGACUGAUCAGGAUGGCGUGGACAGCAAGACCAAGGAAGCCAACGGUGGUGGAGGUGGUGGUGGACGCAAGAAGAAGAGAGGUGGAGGAGGCAAAAAGGCGGCUGCUGCUGCUGCUGCUGCUGCUGCGGCAACCGCGACUACACCAGGAACUGAGGGUGAAGGAGCAACACCAUCAACAGAUGCCAACAAAUCGACAAUCGCAGACGCGGAAAAGAUGGAUGGCUCAAAUUCGAGACCAUUAUCAACAUCAACGGCCGGAAGUGCAACCGCAGUGGAGAGUUCGCAGGAGUUGAGUCCAGUCGGCCUCACCGAUUUGACGCGCUCCCCCCGAGUCACAUCUACGCCACUGUUGAAGUCGAUUUCGGUCACGGAUACGAUUCUGGGAUAUGGAAGCCAUGGAACAGUGGUGUACAGGGGUCAAUAUGAUGGACGGCCUGUCGCUGUGAAGCGGUUGCUGAUCGACUUUUAUGAUGUUGCGUUUCAUGAAGUCAGGCUCCUCCAGGAGAGCGACGAUCACCCGAAUGUCGUGCGAUACUUCCGAAGUGAACAAUGCGAUCGGUUCUUGUAUAUUGCGCUGGAACUGUGUUCGGCAUCAUUGGACGACAUUAUCGAACGUGGACACAUGCAGCCGUUCAGGGAUCUGUCGGCCACAUUGGAGCCUCAAAAGAUCCUUUACCAGAUCGUCUCUGGUGUUCACCACCUCCACAGUCUCAAGAUUGUUCAUCGGGAUAUCAAGCCUCAAAACAUUCUGAUUGGCGAGCCCAAACAACGACCCAAGCCCUCCAAGACCAGCGGCUCUUCGUCCUUCUCAAGUACAGGAAUCAUCACCACCCCUCCACCACCCAAACCUUCUCUCGGAUCCAGCGGAAUGAUCACCAGCAUAGUCCGGGCGAAUGCCUCACCAGCGGUCGAGAUGUAUCCCGGCAGGGUGCUGAUCUCUGAUUUCGGACUGUGUAGGAAGCUUGAGAAUGACCAGUCUAGUUUCCAUAACACAACAAUGCAUGGAGGUCGGGGCGCUGGCGGUGGAGGAACGAUUGGAUGGAGAGCACCCGAAUGCUUCUCGGGUGCUGAACAGCAGGACGCGGACGAUUCUCAUUCCUCGUCGAGCCUUGGCGCAGGCGUCGGGGGCGGCAACGGGAAUGGCAACGUGAUUGGACGGGCCAACAGGAUGACGAGGGCGAUCGAUAUCUUCUCAACGGGCUGUGUGUUCUACUAUGUCUUGACGAAUGGUGACCAUCCCUUUGGAGACCGGUACUCCCGAGAGCGCAACAUCCUGAUGGACCAACCGGACCUGAGCGGACUGGAUUCGAUGGGUCAGGAGGGCGUUGAGGCCAAGGAUCUGAUCUCGAAGAUGAUUGCACACAACCCUGCGGAGCGGCCGGACGCGUUCAUGGUGAUGCAUCACCCGUUCUUUUGGUCGGCCAAUAAGCGGUUGAUGUUUAUGCAGGAUUGCUCGGAUCGGUUUGAGAUUGAGGAUCGGGGCGAUGCUGCGACUGCUGCUGCUGCUGCGGGUGCCGAGUAUGUGAGUCCGUUGCUGGCCAAGCUGGAACAUAAUGCGAUGGAUGUGUUGGGGAAGGACUGGUAUAAGGUGCUUGAUCGGCAUUUCAUUGAGAAUUUGGGAAAGUACCGCAAAUACCAAGGAAACAGCGUCCGCGAUCUCUUGCGCGCCCUCCGCAACAAGAAACAUCAUUACCAAGAUCUGCCGCCGCAUGUGAAGCGGGCUCUGGGAGACCUGCCACACGGGUUCUUGAACUAUUUCACGUCACGGUUCCCAAAACUCAUGCUACAUCUGUACUAUAUUGUGGCGGACGAUCCUAACCUAAGGAACGAGAGCAUGUUCAAGCAUUAUUUCGUAGACUGA
This is a messenger RNA of Linnemannia hyalina, 3942 nucleotides long. Lineage: Eukaryota; Fungi; Mortierellomycota; Mortierellomycetes; Mortierellales; Mortierellaceae. The record is from the annotation of a GenBank genome assembly.